CUCAUGGCACGUGUUACUGGAUGGGCCAUGGCAUGAGAUACCUAUACCAAGACCUGGCCAUUCCGCGAGAUGGGACUUGACUGGGCCUGAAAAAUACUACCAAGGUUUACCGGGUCGGCCCUUGGACGGUCUUGGUGGUGGGUCAGCAAUCUGUAGGGGGAUGGAGGAUGGAGGAUGGAGGAUG
Molecule: messenger RNA, 184 nt
Organism: Ilex paraguariensis (yerba mate)
Lineage: Eukaryota; Viridiplantae; Streptophyta; Magnoliopsida; Aquifoliales; Aquifoliaceae
Source: the annotation of a GenBank genome assembly